AUGAAAACAGCCCGAACCAAGAUCGAUGUGUUCAAGGGGACGUUGACAAUGGAAUUUGAUGGCGAUAUCAUUGAUUUCAAUAUUUCUGAAGCUAUAAGGUACCCUGUUGAUGAUCACUCGUGUUUCUCUAUUGAUGCAUUUGAUUCUUUGGCGCAGGAAUAUCUCGAAUACCUAGAUAGGGAUGUCCUUGAAACCACCAUUGUUCAAGGAAUUGAACUCAUAAAAAAUGGGGCCGAACGUAAUCAUGAAGAAAUUGGCGAGAUGGUGGCUACCCUUGAGUCACUGCCACAAUAUGUUGGUAAGUCUCCAAUCCCAAUCCCAAUUCCCAUUUCUACUAACAAGUUGUUACCUUCGGUGAUUCAGGCACCCACUCUCGAGCUUAAACCGUUACCGAAUCAUUUGAAGUAUGUCUUCUUGGGAGAUAAAGAGACUUUGCCCGUCAUAAUCUCUUCAUCACUCAUGGCAGUGGAGGAGGAAAAACUAGUUCGGGUGUUGCAAGAGUAA
Prunus armeniaca (apricot) is the source of this 504-nucleotide messenger RNA. NCBI's taxonomy places the organism in Eukaryota, Viridiplantae, Streptophyta, Magnoliopsida, Rosales, Rosaceae. The record is from the annotation of a GenBank genome assembly.